Molecule: messenger RNA, 2406 nt
Organism: Colletotrichum phormii
Lineage: Eukaryota; Fungi; Ascomycota; Sordariomycetes; Glomerellales; Glomerellaceae
Exons: 4
Coding region: 1-2406 (801 amino acids)
Biological process (GO): carbohydrate metabolic process
Molecular function (GO): hydrolase activity, acting on carbon-nitrogen (but not peptide) bonds
Source: RefSeq, a predicted model, not a curated record
AUGUCCCCUACCAGCAAGCUAUUCGGGCUCUUCAGCCUUGCAGCAACUGCCCAGGCAGCAUGCUCCAACUUUAUGAUAGACGACUUCUCAAGAUCAUCCGUUGGCGGUACCAACAAGCUCGACUCGUGGACCAGUGACGACGGUUCCAUGUCAAAGGUCGCUAUCAGCAACGGAGCACUCACCUUCACCCCGAAAACCGAUACCUCCUCAUACUUCUAUGAGACCCUGGGAUGUGUGAAAGCAACUACUAAAGGCUACAAGGCCUUGUCACUAUCAAUCACUGGGCCUAAAGAUGCUUCCAUGUUGCUGGAGAUCCAGUCAAGAGCAACAUGUAACGACAACACAUACAAGAGUCAAUGGGUCACCAUCUCCGGCCUCACUGGUUCGCAGCAAACCGUUACCAUCUCUCUGUCUUCGUUCACGGAGGCAAACCUGGACGCCAUCACCGGAUUCGUCUGGUCCACAUACUCUCAGUUCUCCUCGUAUUCGUUCGACAACUUGCAGUUCCUGUGCAGUGAUGUUACCAGUCCAUCUGCUCCAGCGACACCGGUUUCGAGCAACCCUCCGUCAAGUUCAACUCUUUCGGGCGCUACCACUCGCACUUCGGUAUCAUCAUCAUCAUCAUCCGGAACGAGUACCGCUGCCAGCAGUACAUCUUCGGUAGCUUCAAGUGUCCGCUCAUCGUCCUCGUCCAUCACUUCAUUGUCGCCUGCUUCAUCGAGCUGUAGCAAUAUUCUCAUCGAUGACUGGGAGUCCCAGUCACGGCUGACCUUCCUCUUCUACAACGCCAUGCUUCAGCCAAGCAGCGAUGACGGUACUAUGAAGAGCAUCGCUGUGAGCGGUAACAGAGUUACCUUGACCCCAAACAACAAGGACUCUUAUUUCUACAGCAAGACUGCCUGUACGAAUGUCAAGACUCCGGCAUAUGGCGGUAUUUCUCUGCGCAUCAAGGCCAACAAGGGGACGACUUUCCAAGUCCAGAUGGCUUCGCCGACGACCUGUGGCGGCGAAGACGCAGUUUUCGGCUUUCAGACUACAGCUGAACUCGGAUGGACGUUCGACGGCACCGAAAAGCUUUACAGUUUUCCCUUCUCCAAGUUCCCUGCCAUCGACCAGUCCAAGGUAUCUUCAAUCUUGUUCGGUUCACUCUCGGGAGCUGUGACUUUUGGUCCCAUGGCCUUCUACUGCGGCAGCACACCCUCCGAGUACAUCGUCAAGACUCAGCCGGCCGCUUCUGCCACAGCUUCAACUGUCGCCGCGCCUAGUGCCACGAUCCCGUCCAAGGUCAUUGACGCCUUUGCAAGCCAGAGCCAAAACGCCCUCGGAUUCUGGCAUGGAGGUGAUGUCGACACUGCAGCGAAGUGGACCAAGGGCAAGGUCGUCAUCAAGGCACCGGACGCCGACUACUCUUACUACACGCAAUUUGGAGAUGGCUGCACCGACAUGACCAUGUAUGAUGGUUCUUACUUGCACGUCGCCUACUCAGGAAGCAACAAGUUCACCAUUGCCAUGCAGCAGCACAACACGCAAUGCAGCGACACUGUAGCCCCUUUCCCCGAGACCUGGGAUUCAUUGGAGGCGGCUCGCUAUGCCACUGGCAACGAUAUUUACAUCCCCAUUUCCCACUUCAACAUUAUCCGCAAGCGUGCUGUCGGCCUAGCCUUCAAGGGCUUCUACACCAACGAGGCAGUCACUUUGACCAAGGUCGAAAUCGUCUCAUCCGUUCCCGCCAAUACGCUCAUUCCUAACAAGUUGUCCACCGGUAACCUGGUUUUUGCUUGCAAGCGACCCAACUCGAUUGCCUUUGCCAUCGAUGACGGUGACCCAAAGUACGCCCAGGAGGUCAUGGACGUCAUCAGGUCGGAGAAUAUCAAGGUCACCUUCUUCACCGUCGGUGCUCCCCUGAGAGACCCCUCUACGAAUCUGAGCAACAUCUACCAGGACAUGAUGAAGGAAGGCCACCAAAUGGCCCUUCACAGCUACACCCACCCUAGAAUGGAGGGACUUCCCAACAACGAUGCCAUCAUGUGGGAGUACAGCCAAGACAUCGCCGCUGUGAAGGAGCAGUUCGGCAUCACGACCAAGUACUUCCGGCCUCCUUUCGGUAACGAGGGUGCUCGUAUGCGACAGCAGCUAGUUGCGGCGACGGGAAGCAACAACCCCUACAUCGUCAACUGGAACAUCGACGUCGAGGAUUGGCUCUAUGCCCAGUCCGAUACCCCCGAGCAGCAAAAGGUGUCAUUCAAGCGCGACCUUGACAAGGGCGGCAGUCUGGUCGUCAUGCACUACUUGUACCCCAGUACUGUCAGCUAUCUAAGGGACUUCAUCAAGAUGGCCAAGGCCACAGGAAAGCAGCUUAUGCGGGUAGAUCAGUGUAUGGAGGACCCCGAUGCGCCUCCAUUGUAG